Molecule: messenger RNA, 1527 nt
Organism: Acanthosepion pharaonis
Lineage: Eukaryota; Metazoa; Mollusca; Cephalopoda; Sepiida; Sepiidae
Source: the annotation of a GenBank genome assembly
AUGCUAUUAUUAUAUAUGGGAGGUGGGAACCGCUUUAGGAAAUCGUUCUUCUUCUUUACCUCCUCCCCUUCUUCUUCUUCGUUUUCUUCAUCCAAACUUACUAUCCCUCCUCCUCCUCCUAUCUUCUUCUUCUUCUUCUUCUUCUUCUUCUCUUCUUCUUCUUGUUCUUCUUUCUCCUUCCUUCUUCUUGUCUCCCUUCUUCUUCUUCUACUCAUACCCUCACCCUUUCUUCUUUCUUUUGCUCCUCCUCUUUUUCUCUUCUCAUUCUUCUUCUUUUUCUAUCCCUCCCCUUCUCCUCUUAGUUCUUCUACUCCUUCAGUCCAACUUAUUUCUUCAUUUUUUUCUUUCUUCUUCUUCUACUCCUCCUGCUCCCAAUCUUCUGCGUCUUCUUCUUCCUCCUCCUCUUCUACUUCUCCCUCCUCCUCCUCUUCUACUCCUACCAUCCACCUUCUUCUUUCUUCUUCUAUCCUUCCCUCUUCCUCUCAAUUCUUCAUGUUUUUUCUUUCUUCUUCUACUCAUUACCAUCAUCAUCCACUUCUUCUUCUUCUUCUUCUUCUUCUUCUUCUUCUUCUUCUUCUUCUUCUUCUUCUUUCUAUCGAGAAAAAAGCUAUAUUUACACUAUUCGUAUAUCUAUCUAUCUAUCUAUCUAUCUAUCUAUCUAUCUAUCUAUCUAUCUACAUAUAUAUAUAUAUUUAUAUAAAAUCUAUCUAUCUAUCUAUCUAUCUAUCUAUCUAUCUAUCUAUCUUCAUAUUAGAUUGGGGAGACUUGCAGAAAUUUAAAAAAAGACAUAAGCACUUUGUCAAUUCCUGUUCAUAUAUUUUCGACAACCAAAUAAUAAGUGCUUUAUUUUCCCCCGAUCAAUUCGUAUUUCUUUCUCGCCGAAGCCCAACAAAUUUUUUUUCAUUCUGUCACUUUGAUCUUCCACACGCUCCUUCUCCCUUUCUCACAUCUAUCUAUCUUUGUCAGUCUGUUCGUAUCUAUCUAUCUAUCUAUCUAUCUAUCUAUCUAUCUAUCAUAAUACGUCGCCUAUGCAUGUAUGUAUGUAUCUAUCUCUCACAAUUCGUUUUCUAUGUAUGUAUAUAUGUAUGUAUGUCAAUCUAUCUAUCUAUCUAUCUAUCUAUCUAUCUAAGUCAAUCUGUUCAUAUCUAUCUAUCUAUCACAAUACGUUGCCUAUGCAUGUAUGUAUGUAUCUAUCCCACACAAUUCGUUUUCUAUGUAUGUAUAUAUGUAUGUCAAUCUGUGCAUAUCUAUCUAUCUAUCUAUCUAUCUAUCUAUCUAUCUAUCUAUCUAUCACAAUACGUUUUCUAUGCAUUUAUGUAUGUAUCUAUCUAUCACAUUUCCUAUUAUUAUUAUUAUUAUUAUCUAUCCGUUUAUCACAAUAUGUUUUAUCUAUCUAUCUAUCUAUCUCUCUAUCUAUCUAUCUAUCUAUCUAUCUGUUUUCUAUCCAUCUGUCUGUCUGUCUGUCUAUCUAUCCCAAUAUGUUUUCUACCAAUCUGUCUAUCUAUCUAUCUGUUGAAACUUGACUAA